Paramecium octaurelia is the source of this 371-nucleotide messenger RNA. The record is from the annotation of a GenBank genome assembly. Lineage: Eukaryota; Ciliophora; Oligohymenophorea; Peniculida; Parameciidae.
AUGACAAUCUUGAUUUGCCUAAUGUAGAUGAUCAUUUAUACAGCUCUCGCGUCUAAAAAAUCGAAACAGAAGAAUUACGAGUAUUUAAAUGAGACAGUGAUGUAUAUUGUGCUUACAGUUUUGGGUAAAUAUCAAUCCCAUUACAAAUAGUUAGUUUUAUUUCCUUCUGCAUUCUGCUCUUCAUUAUUAUGGCAUGCUUACAUCAAAGAGGAUAUCGAUUUAUUAGAUAGGAGAAACUACACUAAAAUGAAAUUUAACAACAACAAUAAAUGAUUGUGAUAGUACCACCUCAUGAGAAAUAGCAAUACAAGUAGUUCUUGUAUGAUGUCAAUCAAACAAUGGAUAUCAGUAGAUUAUCAGAUAAUUAAUGA